UCUGUGUUUAGCCAAGAGAAGAAGAAAACUAACUCCAAACCCAAACACCUUCAUGAGCAGGAGAUCCCCUAUCGGCUUCGGGAGCUCAUGAAGAGCAGAGAGGAGAUGAAGAACCCCAAGAGCAGGAAGAGAAGGAAAGCAGCUACAGGGAGCAAAGAGAAGCCCGCAGCCCCGGGUGACAUUCCCGUGCCCACGUUCAAGCGGCGGAAGCGAGAGGGGGAGCAGGCCUACAUCCGGCGCAUGGAGCAGGAGACCCAGCGCGUCCUGUUUCUCACCCAAAACCAGCUGCAGCGCGAGCCUGAGAAGGAGGAGCCGGAGCCGGAGAAGUCACAGAAGAAGAAGGAGUUUCAGAACAAACGCCUGGCGAAGAUGCGGAGGAAGAAAGAAGAGAAGAAAGUGGCCAUGCUGGAGAAGGCCUUGUUCCAAGACCCGGUGCAGUUUGGGGAGGUCGCCAUGCAGCCGCCAGCGCUUACGGUGAAGCCCAGAAAGGGGGUCGCGAAAGAGAAGGUAAAGCUGCUACUCCCGUCUCAUUUCAGCCCCAGCCCCGCCGCUCCCGCUCAGCCCGGCUCUGAGCCGAACGUGCAGGAUGGGGGUUCCCACGCUCUUGCCUGUGCCCUGCCCGGGGAUUUGAAGUUGGGUCUUCAGAAGGAGAAAAGCCACGUGGCACCGUGA
Molecule: messenger RNA, 672 nt
Organism: Pelodiscus sinensis (Chinese soft-shelled turtle)
Lineage: Eukaryota; Metazoa; Chordata; Testudines; Trionychidae
Source: RefSeq, a predicted model, not a curated record